UACACAUAGCUCUAUAAGGAAAAAAGACUAAAAUAUGCGAGAACUCUGCUAAAUGCAAAUUUUUUAAUAAAAAGUAGCGACAGCAACUCAAAGUGUCAGUGGGCCACCAAAAUUCACCAACUAGUUACUUUAAAUCUCUCUUCUGGCAACCGACCAAAAGUCAGAGUGUACACCCCUGUAUAUUGAUAUAAGUAAACAUGAUAUCACAGUUAUCAAAGUUUAAAAGGUCUUCAUACUUGGGUUAUUUAUAUCAAUGUGUAUACGUUUCUUCAAAAGCGGUUUCAAGAGCAGAUGUUGUUUCCCCAAUAAGAAAAGUAUUAGUUGCUAAUAGAGGUGAGAUAGCAUGUCGUGUGAUUCGUACUGCAAAAAAGAUGGGUAUACGUAGUGUUGCAUGCUACAGUGAUGCUGAUGCAAAAUCUAUGCAUGUUGAAUUGGCUGAUGAAGCUUAUUACAUUGGUGGUUCAGCAGCUGCAGAUAGUUAUCUGAACAUGGAAAAAAUCAUAAAUGUUGCUAAAAAGUCAGGUGCCCAGGCUAUUCAUCCUGGUUAUGGAUUCUUGUCUGAAAAACCAGAAUUUGCUAAUCUUUGUGAAAAAAAUGAAGUUAUUUUUAUUGGACCACCAUCAUCUGCUAUUCGUGAUAUGGGCAUCAAAAGUACAUCCAAGGAAAUAAUGGGUUCAGCUGGUGUACCCUUAAUUAAAGGUUAUCAUGGGGAUAAUCAAUCAAAUGAAUUCUUAAAAGAACAAGCUUUGAAAAUUGGAUAUCCUGUUAUGCUAAAGGCAGUACGAGGAGGUGGUGGUAAGGGGAUGCGAAUUGUCACAAAUCCAUCAGAUUUUGAAACCUCAUUGCAAUCUGCAAGAAAUGAAUCUCUUAAAGCAUUCGGUGACUCUAAUAUGCUCAUUGAACAGUUUAUAAAAAAACCAAGACAUGUUGAAGUUCAAGUAUUUGCUGAUAAAUAUGGAAACACUGUGUAUCUGUUUGAGAGAGAUUGUAGUGUUCAAAGAAGACAUCAGAAGAUUAUAGAAGAAGCUCCUGCUCCUCAUAUGUCAGAAGAAAUUCGUAAAAAGCUUGGAGAUGCAGCUGUCAAAGCAGCUAAGGCUGUAGGUUAUGUUGGAGCAGGAACUGUGGAAUUCAUUUUUGAUGAAGAAGGAAAUUUUUAUUUUAUGGAAAUGAACACUCGUUUGCAGGUUGAACAUCCUGUAACAGAAAUGAUAUCAGGUGUUGAUUUAGUAGAAUUACAGAUUCGUGCUGCUGCAGGUGAGGUUCUUCCGUUUACACAAGAUGAUCUUUUACUUAAUGGGCACUCAUUUGAAGCACGUAUAUACGCUGAAGACCCUGAAAGUAACUUCAUCCCUGGUACUGGAUUACUAAAAUAUAUUUCUACUCCAAAAGAAGACUCUUCUGUUAGAGUUGAAACAGGGGUUAGACAAGGUGAUGAAGUCAGUCAAUUUUAUGAUCCUAUGAUUGCUAAGUUAGUUGUUUGGGACAAGGAUAGAACAUCUGCUUUGCUAAAACUUACUAACAAGUUGCAAGAAUAUCAUAUUGUUGGAUUGAAAACAAAUAUUCCAUUUCUUAUUAGCCUUUCAUCAAAUAGUUCAUUCAUUAAUGGUGAUGUACAUACUGGCUUCAUUCAGCAACAUUACAAUGAGUUAUUCUGUGGAAAACCAAAAGUUACAGAUGAACAGUUUGUAAAGGGUGCAAUCGGCAUCAUACUGCAACAGAAAAUGACUGAAAUAAAAAAUAUCACUUUGUCUUCUCCAUUGUGCUCUGGAUUUCAUAUCAACAUAAAUAACAACACAAAAUUACUGUUGGAAAGUGGCGAACAAGAUGCUGUUGUUGAUAUUUCAUUCUUAAAAACUGGGGAGAUUUUAAUGAAGGUUGGGGAAUCAAAAUAUCUAUGCACCGCUAAAACUGAAAAAAAAGGUUCAAAAGAAAUUGUUGAGGUUUUCAUUAAUGGAAAAAAAGAAUCAUUUGAAAUGUUUUACAAUAAUGGAAGUAUACAUAUCUUUACUCAGGAUGGUUCAUUUCUUGUAAACCAAAAACAGCCACUAUUCCUCACAGAUUCUUCCGAUAAACAUUUAAAAGACAGUGCGAUUGCUCCAAUGACUGGUAGCAUUUUACAGGUUUGUGUUAAAGUGGGAGAUACAGUAGAAUGUGGUGACACUGUGGCGGUUAUAUAUGCUAUGAAAUUAGAACAUCGAGUUGUUGCUCCUUAUAAUGGUAAAGUAAAUGAAGUAUAUGUUCAAGAAGGGGGAAUGGUUAACAAAGGCGAUGAACUUGCUAAAAUAAGUAAAUCUGAAUAAAGAAGGAAAAACAAAACAAGUGAAAGUAACAGUAUCAAAUAAAAAUAAAGUCAAAAAUUAAAAGAGUAAUCUACACUUUUGUAUUGAUUCCAAUCAAAUAGUUUUGAAUUUUAUAAACUUUUAGAAGAAAAAGAAGAAGAAGAUUUUAAUAGCUUUUUGUUUUUGAGUUGGGUCUCAAUAUAUAUGGACAAUAUUUAAAGAACAAUUUGUGAUAUUAUUUAUAAUGUGAUAUGAUUUAUAAAUUUUCAUAAAUAUUUUUUUGAAUUUUUAUAAAUAUUUAUAAAUAUUUUCUCUUUAUUUAACAUUUUAAAUAAAAGUACAAGUAAUAGAAGUAAUUAUAAUAAAGAAUAAUAUAAUAUAUAAUGUAAUAACAUUGUUUCAUUAAUAUUAUUAAUAAUAUAAUAUACUGAUUGAUAAUAAUAUAUUAAGUAGGUGAUAUCAUUUACUUGUAUAUUUUAGCUACCAAUUAUUUUUGGGUUACAUUUAAAUAGUUUUGAAAUAAUCAGUUUCAAAUCAAAGUCAAAGUUUUGAGAAAGUUGAAAGUAGCAUAUAUAAAAAAACUGCUUUUGUUAUUAUUAUUAAUAAUUAUUGUUCUUUUUAA
This is a messenger RNA of Hydra vulgaris (swiftwater hydra), 2901 nucleotides long. Its product is annotated as methylcrotonoyl-CoA carboxylase subunit alpha, mitochondrial. The record is from RefSeq and is a predicted model, not a curated record. NCBI's taxonomy places the organism in Eukaryota, Metazoa, Cnidaria, Hydrozoa, Anthoathecata, Hydridae. Gene Ontology annotation, cellular component: mitochondrion. Gene Ontology annotation, molecular function: ATP binding; metal ion binding; methylcrotonoyl-CoA carboxylase activity.